Prorocentrum cordatum is the source of this 277-nucleotide messenger RNA. NCBI's taxonomy places the organism in Eukaryota, Dinophyceae, Prorocentrales, Prorocentraceae. The record is from the annotation of a GenBank genome assembly.
GACAGCGCUGCGCCGGCGGAGCCGCCAGCGGCAGCGCCGGGCGAGGGCGAGGACGGCGAGGGCGCGGGCGACGGUGGGCCGGCCGGCGCUGGCGCUCGCGGUUCCUCCGAAGGCGCCCCGCCGUCGCUCGUGCUGAGGGAGGCCGCCGCCCCGGCGGCGGAGGCCGAGGAGGACGCCAAGGCCGAGGGCAGCAAGGCGCGCGCGGUGCGGUGGCAGGCGGUGCCCAGCGAUUCGGUGCUGUUCGCGGGCGGCUGCCGGCUGACCCUGGCGACCGACG